Molecule: messenger RNA, 627 nt
Organism: Falco peregrinus (peregrine falcon)
Lineage: Eukaryota; Metazoa; Chordata; Aves; Falconiformes; Falconidae
Gene: ATOX1
Product: antioxidant 1 copper chaperone
Exons: 4
Coding region: 153-368 (71 amino acids)
Biological process (GO): copper ion transport
Cellular component (GO): cytosol
Molecular function (GO): metal ion binding; copper chaperone activity
Source: RefSeq, a predicted model, not a curated record
CCGCCGCCCCAGUGCCGGGCGGGCGGCUCGCCGGGGCCGCGGGCUGCGCGGGGCGGGCGCUCAGGGCCCAGCCCCGGCCCGGAGGAGCCGCCGGCCCCGCCCCUUCCUCCGCGCCGCGCCGAGAGCCGGGAGCCGCCGCGCCGCGCUCCGCCAUGCCGAAACACGAGUUCUUUGUCGACAUGACCUGUGAAGGCUGCUCCAAUGCGGUCACCCGUGUCUUGCACAGGCUGGGAGGUGUCCAGUUUGAUAUUGACCUGCCCAACAAGAAGGUGUGCAUCGACUCGGAGCACAACGUUGACACCCUAUUGGAAACCCUGAAGAAGACUGGAAAGAAUGCUUCCUAUCUGGGGGAGAAGUCCGCACAGUAGCCUUGCCUGGUGUGAGGAGGCUAGGUAUAUAUCAGGAACUCAAACAUGAUUUCAGCAGAAAGAUGGCUUAACUGUUUGCAUAUCUCCCAACUUCCUGUCAUAUGACUUUUACUACCCUGCCAGAUGUUGGAAAACAGAGGGCCGACAGGAGGGGGCAGCUGUGUCUUGGGCUUUAAAAGUGAAGAAAUCUAAAGGAGGAGGUUACACACUGUUUGUAGUCCCACAGUAAAUUGAGGUGCUGCUUCUAUCCUUCAGUGCA